AUGCUCGUCGUUUUUCUCGCCGGACUUCUCGUCAUGAUCGCCGCCAAGUCGGCCGGUCGGCCGGUCAGCCAUCAACAUCAUAUGCACAUACCGCAUUUGAUGAGCUACGCCAUCUUUCCACGUGAUUACUCGCCUUCGCCGUCACCUCUGCAAUGGAGCGGCUACUAUGCCGACCUGAUGAUGCAGUACAAACGCUCAUGCAGUGGUUUCCAUGGUAAGCUGGUGGCCGAUUAUCCGACGGGAUCAUCGAGCCAGUUCCGAACUCGUCGAGACGGCUCCACGCAGCGGCUGAAGUUCGGCAUCGACAACAUACUGCAGUUAGACGCUCUGGACGACAAGAAAGCGUUGACGCUUGGACACUUCCCUCUUACCGAUGCAAGUGGAACUGUUUCUAGUAACCCUGGACCGAAAUUUGUGACCUUAGUAUCGAAAAUGACCCAGCCAAUGGUCAUGACGGCUGUGUGUGAGACGGCUGAGUGA
Soboliphyme baturini is the source of this 480-nucleotide messenger RNA. Lineage: Eukaryota; Metazoa; Nematoda; Enoplea; Dioctophymatida; Soboliphymatidae. The record is from the annotation of a GenBank genome assembly.